AUGUCCUCGUCAGAUGAAGAGAUAGUGCGUCGUCCGGGACGCUCAGGUCGGGGUCAGAGUCCAGCUGGGAGCGAACACAGCAAUACCCCAGCCGCAGACAACAUGGACCUAGACCAACCGAAUGGUGACGACGACGCAGAUCUCUUUGGCUCAGAUGGAGAUGAAGGAGGACUGGAAGAACUGGCAGAGGAUGAUCAACCCCAGCGAAGACUCGACGAUGAACAAUUGAAUUCCGGCGACGACGAGGGCCGUUAUGAUCGAACGGAAGAUCGUAUGGAUUACGAGGGUCCAGGGGAAGGGGAGUUUGGAGAGACCGUCAACAUUAUGGACCUGGGCUUAGGUCGAGCGCCAGAGCCAGCGACCACAAAUGGAGAGGUCUACACUAUGCCCGUUCCCACCUUCUUAUCCUUUGAAACAGAAGAGUUCAACCCCGAGACCUAUGUUGCGCCUCCGUACGCUACAGCAGCCACAUCACUUUGCUGGCGCCAUGACCCGAACGAUGACUCUCUCCUCCAAUCCAACGCUCGCGUUAUCCGAUGGGAAGAUGGAUCAAUGACGCUUCAACUCGCUUCAGCCCCCAAGGAACAGUACAGGAUAUCAACCAAAGCACUUGCACCUCUUGACCGAUCUGGCAACUAUGACACGAAGUUGGAUUCUCACGUCUAUUUGGGUGCGGCCGCGGAAACUUCCUCUGUUUUCCGGUUGACUUCGCACUUGACACAUGGUCUCACUGUUCUCCCGACAACAAUGGAAACGGAUGAUGCCGUCCAGCGACUUCAAGAAUCGCUGGCUGCGGCAACCCGCGGCGGCAAGAAGACCGCAGACGGAUCGGCACCGGUCAUCGAAGUCAAGGAAGACCCCGAACUGGCCAAGCGACAGGCUGAGCUGGCAGAACGUGAGAAACUGAAGGCAGCUCGCCGGCGCCAGCAACUCGCAGAUCGCGAAAUGGAUCGCGGCCGCCGGGCUGGCGUGCCCCGCACCGGAGGAGCUGGCCUUACCGUGGGCGGAUUGGAAGAUGACGACGGCCUUCUCACCACACGACCACGCACGAAGGCAACUCGCAAACCGAACCGUCGCGGUGAGAUCCACACGGAUGAUGAGGACUAUGGCCGCCGGGGUCGGACCCGCGAGGAUGAAUAUGACGAAGACGACGGGUUCCUCGUCGGUAGUGAUGAAGAGCCCGAAAUCGGCGACGAUGACGAUGAGGAAGAAGUGCUGGGCGAGGAAGAGGACGCCGAUGCUGAAGCAGAUGAAGACACUGCCGCGUCAGAAAGGCCAGCUGCUAAACCCAGACGUGCAUCACCGGAGGCACCAGCAGGCGAGGCGUUGUCUCGAAAGAAGAACCGUUACAUUGUGGAUGAUGAGGAGGAAGAAUGA
This is a messenger RNA of Aspergillus glaucus CBS 516.65, 1377 nucleotides long. Its product is annotated as Paf1-complex subunit LEO1. Gene Ontology annotation, molecular function: RNA polymerase II C-terminal domain phosphoserine binding. Lineage: Eukaryota; Fungi; Ascomycota; Eurotiomycetes; Eurotiales; Aspergillaceae. The transcript has 3 exons. Gene Ontology annotation, biological process: positive regulation of transcription elongation by RNA polymerase II; transcription elongation by RNA polymerase II. Gene Ontology annotation, cellular component: Cdc73/Paf1 complex; nucleus. The record is from RefSeq and is a predicted model, not a curated record. Bases 1 to 1377 code for a protein of 458 amino acids.